AUGCCAAACCCCAAUCGCCACCACAAUCUUGAAACCCACCACCGCCAUGACCAUGCCAACAGCAACACCCCAUCACCAUCACCACCCAAACCCAGCCCUAAACUCCUUUCUAUAUUCCUUAAAGUCAUUGUCAUGUUCCUUAUUCUAUCCCUAUUCCUCCUCUUCCUUGGUCUUGCCGCCAUCCUUCUCCUCCUUGCCGGCUCAUUUCUCCACCGCCGUCGCCAACGCCUCCGCCUCCGCUCACCCCCACCUCGCACCUCCUCCUCCUUCUCUCUCCACGACAUACAGAACCACCUCCCACCCUUCCAAUACCCUUCCGCGGACAAAUCCACAACCGCGGCCUCCGACGAUUGCUCGAUUUGCUUGGAGUAUUUCAACGAAGGAGAGAUCUGCCGUGUACUUCCGGUGUGUGAUCAUGUCUUCCAUGCGAGAUGUGUCGAUAAAUGGUUAACGAAAGUACCCAAUUGCCCGAUUUGCAGGACCCGGGUCCGAUUAGACGGCGUUGGGCCCUCCGAUUCCAUGAUCAGUGAAGAUGAAACUAAAUUUUUAUGGGCAAUCGGCGUAGCUAGGUAG
This is a messenger RNA of Lactuca saligna, 573 nucleotides long. The record is from the annotation of a GenBank genome assembly. Lineage: Eukaryota; Viridiplantae; Streptophyta; Magnoliopsida; Asterales; Asteraceae.